GGCGUGAGCCACAGCACCUGGCUGCAUGUUAUGUUUCUUAUGUGUCUUUACAGAAAUAGUCUUGACACAAAAUAUACAUAUACCUAUUGAUACACAGUUUAAGUUCCUCCCAGGAUGAUUUUUUUCAUGUUUCUUUUGCUUUGUAAUACUGUAUUGAAAACUUGUGUACUUUUUUUUCUAUAACCAUAUUUAGAUAAAUUUCCAAAAGCAAAACUGUUAGGUCAAAGGGCAUGUAUCUUUUAAAUGAGAAUAGAGGUGAACGCAUUGUUCUCCCAAAGGUUGCACCAAUUUGCAGGAUAAAUCUUUUAUUUUCAGAAGGAUUCCCGGACUCAGCUGAGUCUGAUGCAGCAGGUAGCUAUCCACGUCUACUAACCCACAGGAACCUCAGGGGCCUCUGCCUGGAGGAAUGACAUGAACUGUGAGAAAGAGAAGAAUGUAAAAGGUAUUUAAGGUGUUCGGAGAGAGAAAAGGAUAGGUACUAGCUUAGUAGGGAAUCCUCAGUUUACAAGGAGAGUGCUUUGGGUCACAGGAGGUCGCAGAUCCUGAUCUGGUUUUGAAGAAAGCGAGACAACCCUGGGGCAUAAGAUAAUGUGAGAAAAUCCUGCUCUAGAUCAGGCAAACCACUUCCUGGAUGUGACCUGCUCCUGUAGUAGAAGUCGUAGAGUAAUUUUGAGUGAAGCAUCAUAAUAGCACUGAGAUGCUGUUCAUUUUAAACACCACCUCCAAUGUGAGUCAUGGUGGAGUCAGAUGUGUGUAUGUGUGUGUAAUGCAUAUGUCGAAAGCCAUGUUUAAAGGGAAAGGAUUACGUCUCAGUAGUCUCUCCCGGAGACUGCACCUCUUGUCAGUGUCUGAGGAAUAACUCAAGUAGACCAGGGGUUGGGUGCCGUGGGGAAGUUGCCAUCUCAAUGGCGGGUUCCAUCUAAUCUGGCCAUCUGUCUGCUUUCAUUUUUCCCUCUAUUGGCAAUGGGAUAGGAGAGCAUCUUGUAGACACACUAAAAAGUUGAGUCCAUUCACAUCUGGGAAGUUCAAGUCUAUUGAAAGCAGAGAAGAACUGGAGGAUAUCUUGGGUCUCUAUGUCAGUGGGGUAUCCAGAUCUUACAGGCUGGCUAAGAAGGAUGGGGAUGUGUAUUGUGUGUUUAAUGGGAGCCACCCAGAGUCCAGAAACAUUGUAGAGAGGCAAGAACCUCGGGUUCGGACUACAUAUGUGAGCGAGGAGGAACUUGUUCUAACUUGGCCCUUGGGAACUAAAGUGUCCUCUCAAACUGGUCAUGCUUGAGGCAUGUCACAUGUGCCCAGGUUGAAGACAGCCAGGAAUAAGAGUAGUCCUAAAGACCAUUAGCUCUGAAUUGGAUCAUUGUCUAUGUUUAAUCAAAAUAAUUAAAUGAGCCAAACAGUGAGCUUUGAGGCAGUUGUCACAUCAUUCUGUAUUAGAAACUUGGGCAGGUUUUUAAAAAGAUAUUUGUGACUGAGACACAGAAUGUGAGGUAGGGGUACUGAACUGGGCUAUGGGUGAAUGGAUGGGAAUAUAUGAAGCCCAGGGAAGAAUAGGGAAGGAAGCAGUGAUCCUGAAUGUAUUUUAGGAGCUAAGCUGGAGAUGAAGCAAAAUAUCUAGUGACCAAGAUAUUUUCAGACUAGGAAGGCAGCCAUAAAAAUAGGUAAAGACAAGUUGGAGCCCAAAUUUAAAGGCAAAACCUGAAGAAAAAUGAACACGCUUAGCCAUGUGGAACUGAAUUAUGUAUGCCUUACUGGUCAGUCUGAUUUUAAAAAUCUUAUUGUAGUUUUAAAAUAUUCAUUUUAGGAGUUAUAAAUAGAAUUAGCAAAAUGACCUAGCAAAGAAAGUAUAUACGUCUCAUAUACAGAGUGUACUAUUGACUUAACAUUUGGUUUAAGGCAAGAUCCAUUUGCUGGAAUUUAUUAUUUAACAUGACUUAAGACCUUUACUUGAACUGAGCCAGAGGAUAGAGGCUAUGCAAUAUUAACUUUGGUAGACACUGUUCCUCCUAAAUAUUACAGUAGAGUUUUCACAGAGUAGGCUUUGACUAGCCUUUAUUAGGCUGACAAAAUUCUCCCUCUUUUCCAAACCCCACUGCCCUUUUCUCUCCAUCCCACCCCUCAACACAGAGUUAAAUAAACACCACUUAAGCCACAUAGCAAUUUUGAGAUCUUUGCAUUUGUUAUUUAAUGUCAAAGGCAGGAAACCCCUGGUCCCCUAGAACAGUCUGGCCUUAGUUUUUCAUAUGACUUGUGGCAAUUCAAAUAUUUGAGAAUCUGCGCCUACAAAUAUGGUCAAAAGGGAUUUAAAGAUGAGUGACAGCAAGAAAACUUGUAAUCUACUGCAAAGGUUAAGUACUCAAUUAUAAUACAAAGCAGAUUAUGAUCACAAAAGGGCAGGAGGAAAAUAUUAAAUCUCUUCUGUUUGCCAUGACAUCUUGUCCUUUUCUGAUUUCAUUAAAUCCCAAAAGGAAUUUCCUUAGGUGAGACCAGAGUCCCAAAAAGGUUAAUUUACUUGCCCCAGGUCAUAUAGCUGCUAAGAGGCAGAGCUGGGAUUUGAUUAGGUCUGGUUGUCUAUGCUUGUCUCCUCAGAGAGGUGCCUAAGGCGCUGUCACCGAUGGGCUCCAGUGCUGUUUCCUCUGUCCCUUUCUCUCCGUGUUCAUCAGGACAUCUGUGUUUGAAGGUCCCUAGGAACCUUAAGGUGAUCAUGUCUGAGGCUUAAAACUCCUUGUGCCUGUCUUGUGAAUAAUCUUAGCUACCAGAAGGAAUGAAACAGAAGGGGGUUUUCCUUGACUCGCCCCUUCACCCCCACAUCCAGGUGAUGUCAAGUCCUCUCAUUCCGCUUCCUUCAUAGACCUCUCGUGACCACCCUACAUCCAGCCUUCACCAGCUCUUGCCAUAGAUUGCUGUAGCAGGCUCCAGUUGGCUCCAUGGAAAUGCAUUUUCCAUCUUGGUUUCUCAGAAGGACUUGUUUAAAACAAGGAUGUGAUCAUCCUAAUCCUCUAUGCGGCUGCCAAGUGACCUGCAGGAUGAACCCCAAGCACCUCUGCAUGAUUUAAGUGGGACCCUCUGGGUGUGACCCAUCUACCAUCCCAGUCUUCACCUGCACCAAGUCCUCCAAAUCCUUACUUCUCUGUCUGAUUCACCUUCUGACAAGCCUUUCUUUCGGCUUUCUUUGACUUUUUCCCCUCCCCCUUUCCUCCUGUCUCCCCCUUAGCAGCCCCUCCCAAGUGCUCACAUAGCACCAAGUACUCUGCUGACACUUAUCAGUGGCUGGCAUUGUGUCUCUCCCCCCGGCCACUAGGCCAGGAGGCGGCUGUGCCCCUUUGCCUCCCCAGCACGCCUUGCCGCGCCUGACACUAGGAGGCACCCAGCAAGUGUCUGUCUCAUGAAUGAAUCAACAGAGAGUCUCCUGACUGCUCACUGUCUUUAAGCCACUUCCCUUCCCUUGGCGCUGGCUGGCCCCUUUGCUCUGCCUUCAUCACAUUGGUGUUUCCUGUGCCCAGUCCACUGCUGGCAUUUGCUCUGCCUAGCAAGGUUUGUUGAGCCGAGCCCUUUUCCUUAUUGGUAAAGAGAGAGUACCAGACCGAGUAUCUGUCCUCUUGCAGUCCCAGAGUCGGGGUGAUUGAUAGCAGGCGCCCUUCUAGUCGACCUCCCUGCAAAGAUACAGAAUGUGGAUCUCUUCUGCUGGCAGCACAAAGAGCCCAUUUGUACAGCAGAGUGUUGAAUACGGUGCAUUAUUACUGACGUUUGUACUGGGUCCAGUGCAGGGUGUGGAGUUUCUCUGAGACAAACACAGGAAUACCCCGAGAUAAUGUGAGCAGUAUCUCCAAAGUCCAGGCUGAGUCAUAUGGUAGGUGCUGUUUGGAAUAUCUAGCCUGCCUGCCUUGCAGAUUCAGAUGCCUCGGGCAGGAGGGUGAACUGGCUGCCGAUCCUGCUGUGCUCCUGGGUUUGCUGUGUGGCCCUUGUUAUACCCAGGGUAAGGAGAUGAACUUGACCUUGUGACCUUCCCUGAUUGAGCAUCCCUACAUCGCAAGCCUUUCCCACCCCCAAGAGGUCAUCGCAGCAGUAGAACGUCAUGACAUGAAUACCUUAAGCCUGCCCCUGAACAUACGCCGAGGGGGGUCAGACACCAACCUCAACUUUGAUGUACCAGAUGGCGUCCUGGACUUCCACAAGGUCAAACUCACUGCAGACAGCCUGAAGCAAAAAAUUCUAAAGGUAACAGAGCAGAUAAAAAUUGAGCAAACAUCGCGCGAUGGGAACGUUGCGGAGUAUCUGAAACUAGUGAACAGCGCGGACAAGCAGCAGGCGGGACGUAUCAAGCAAGUCUUUGAGAAGAAGAAUCAGAAAUCAGCUCACUCCAUCGCCCAGCUGCAGAAGAAGUUAGAGCAGUAUCAUCGAAAGCUCAGAGAGAUCGAGCAGAAUGGAGCCUCCAGGAGCUCCAAGGACAUUUCCAAAGACCACCUGAAGGAUAUACAUCGCUCUUUGAAAGAUGCCCACGUGAAAUCUCGAACUGCUCCCCAUUGCAUGGAGAGCAGCAAAUCGGGCAUGCCAGGGGUCUCGCUCACUCCACCUGUGUUUGUUUUCAAUAAAUCCAGAGAGUUUGCCAACCUGAUCCGGAAUAAGUUUGGCAGCGCCGACAACAUUGCUCACUUGAAAAAUUCCUUAGAGGAGUUUAGGCCAGAGGCGAGUGCCAGGGCCUAUGGGGGCAGCGCUACCAUCGUGAACAAACCCAAGUAUGGCAGUGAUGAUGAAUGUUCGAGUGGCACGUCAGGCUCGGCCGACAGUAACGGAAACCAGUCGUUCGGGGCUGGUGGAGCCAGCACGCUGGACAGCCAGGGGAAGCUCGCCGUGAUCCUGGAGGAACUGAGGGAGAUCAAGGAUACCCAAGCUCAACUGGCUGAGGACAUCGAGGCGCUGAAGGUGCAGUUUAAGAGAGAAUAUGGUUUUAUUUCCCAGACCCUGCAAGAGGAAAGAUACAGGUAUGAGCGACUGGAGGACCAGCUGCAUGACCUGACGGACCUGCAUCAGCAUGAGACGGCCAACCUGAAGCAGGAGCUGGCCAGCAUUGAGGAGAAGGUGGCCUACCAGGCCUACGAGCGCUCACGGGACAUCCAGGAAGCCUUGGAGUCCUGCCAGACUCGCAUUUCUAAGCUGGAGCUCCACCAGCAAGAGCAGCAAGCUCUGCAGACAGACACCGUGAAUGCUAAAGUUCUCCUGGGGAAGUGCAUCAACGUGAUCCUGGCCUUCAUGACUGUCAUCUUAGUGUGUGUGUCCACCAUUGCGAAGUUCGUCUCGCCCAUGAUGAAGAGCCGCUGCCACAUUCUUGGCACCUUCUUUGCCGUGACUCUUCUUGCUAUAUUUUGUAAAAACUGGGACCAUAUCCUGUGUGCCAUAGAAAGGAUAAUAAUACCAAGAUGAAGCCGCUGGUUCCUGCCUUCAAGUUCUUUCAAGUUUUUAUUUUAAAGAAAACUCUGUGCAUAUUACCAAAUUUUACAAUGAAUGAUUGUGCGGACUCGUGUGCAAGAAAAACUAGGGCUGUGUGGUGUAAAUAACUACAAUUCUCUUAACUCGGUAGCAGUUGCCAACUCAGUCCUUGUACUUUGUUAACACGAAUCUAUUUCAGAGCUCUCCUACCUUGCUCACUGCCUUAAUCAGACCGAUUUCCUGCCCACCUGACUAGCCCAGCGUGGUAAACCUCUGUAUAUCGAGACCUUGGCGUAAUUGGUGAUCCAGAAGAAAGGUCUCUCUCCUAAGUCUCUGUCAGAAUGGAGCUUCACAAUUGCUAAUGGUUGUUUUCUGUGAGUCCUAUAAAAAGCAAGGAUAUGCAUGAUUCAGGGAAUGAAGAACCACAGGCUUGGGCAGUGUUAAACACUGUGGCCUUUGGUCCCCAUGUGAUCCACCCUGCUUGUCUCCAGGCAACCAUAGGUCCCGUCAUGUACUCAGUGUCCACAGCGGUCAGUCGUUUGUGACCCUGUAAGAUGGAAAUCUUAUCACACACCUGUUAUCCAACAAGUCUACCUGAGGGGUUUUGUUACACUUUAAAUGGUAAGACAUAGGGAUUUAUGAAUGGAGCUUUCCCCUUCUCAUAUGCAGGAAACAGACACCUGAUUUUACCUGAACUGGCCAGCAAAUGGCCAGCCUUCAGAGUGUGCAGGAAUGUUUUCAGAUCCCUCAUCAGACUGUGACUUUAACAUUAAUUUGGAAUCCCAUGAGCACUACUCUGAAGGUUUGUGUUUUGGCAAAUCUUUUUUUUUGUUUUGUUUUGUUGUUUUGAAACAGUGUUCUGCUAAAUAUUGCCCAGGCUGGUCGCAAACUCCUUGCCUCAAGGGAUCCUCCCACCUCAACCUCCUGAGCAGCUAGGACUGCAGGCACAAGCCACCAUGCCUGGCUGUUUUUUUGGCAAAUCUUGAUUGUGAUAAGCCCCCCUGGAGGAUAUGAUUCACUUUAUGUGAUUCAUUUUAUUCACAGGUCUGUGAGGGACUGCAAAGCUUACUCAGGAAAUGAAAACAAAUGACGGUCAUGUUGCAGUUUUUUCCUUGAAGGACGACGGAAUCAUAGCCUCUAAAGUUAAAGUGGACUGAGGUGUCAGAACACUGAAAGCAUGAGGAAACGAGGACAUGGGGUGUGACUGAGUGGCAGCUAGAUUAGUGGGGGCAAUUUACCUGGAUGAAGAUUGAGUGUCCUUUUCAAGAUGUGAAAGGCUAGCAAGAAUAAAAUAAAUAAGUCCAGUGUUUGAGCCAAGGUGGACCCCUGUCUCUUAACAUCUCACUGAACGUAAGUCCUGAGGUACUAGGAUGGCCACACUGCCUCUGCGCUGAAAGCAUUCAAAAGUUCACAUCCCUGUGUGGGGGAUACCGUUCACCACCUUCAGCCUAGAUGAUACUUUCCUUUAAAUCUGUGUCUCUGUGUAUAUAACAAAGAGGAAGAUGUAAACAAUGUUCAUGGAAACUGCUGUUGAGCCCCUUGUCCCACCACUCCCGCCAGCUGCUGCAGGCAGGAAGGCAUGUGAGUGCACAUUUUCUUCCGGAAGAUAUCAGGUCUCUUGGAUUCAAAUUAAGUGCAAUAUUUUGCAAACAGCUCUUCUUAGGGAAAUCUCCUGAAGGAAAAAAAUGUGACAGAAUGUGCCAUAGUCUGAGAGAAUGGAAUAGUUGAGCAUUUAGUACAAAGUCCAGUGUGUAUGAGUUGGACUUAUGCAGCUCAAGCUUGCUUUUUUUUUUUAAGUGUGCAAUUCAGUGGUUUUAGUAAAUUCACAAACUUGUUCAACCAUCACCACUAUCUAAUUCCAGACUCAUGCUUUUUUAAACAAUAAAUGUCAUUUCAUGAAAUCUUUGGUGAUAAAGUAUUUUGGAUUCAGGGAAGAGGGAAUUACCAGUCCCACUCCGAUCUCAUGACUGUCUCUCCUUUCAUUGUCAGACUCCCCCUGGUCUCCCACGUUGAUGUGUAUACACUGAUCGUUCAAGUCCAGGGGACAGAUAAGGAGACCAGGUGCAAGGCAGGGAGGCAGAGAGAAUGUUGUGCUUCCUUCAGCUUUUGUAUUUCCAUGGCCAGCAUUACCCUUUACCUGUGGGCAUCAGACUGAGCGUGGGCUGAGAGCUGAGUGUAACUUACACUCCUAAAUCAAGCUGGGGCCUGGAUGGGCCCCUCUUGGUAUCUGUGAAUCUUUCCAAGCACCACUUUGGACACACCAGGUAUUGAGUGCUGCUGUUAGUUUAGAGAAUGAGAGAUUUCUAACCCUUAGGUGAAGGGCUCUGGGAUGGUCCAAGAAGAUGUAGGCCUCAUUCUCACACUAGCUCACACCAUUCCAGUGCUCAGCCUAGCAAAUGUGCUUUAAUGCACACUUCUCAGACCUGCGAUCCGUGUAUCUUCUCCUCAGUGACAGAAGUAGAGAAGAGAAUGAAAAGUAGCACACUCUGUCCCCUCUAGUCUGGAGCUGUUUUCAGAACCUGCUAGAAACUAGCUUUAUUCUAACAUACUGUAGGGUCUAAAUCCUCCUACCUGGAUCAUGAAUUCCUUUUAAAGAGUUCAUAUUUUCAUUGACUUUCACUAAAUGUCAAAUAACCUUGUUUUCACUUCGAUAGGCUCAACCUACCUGGCAUAUUUAUUUCGCAGUCUUGUUGAAAGUUCAUGAAACUUCGUACUUUUUAAUAAGAUGAUACACUCGAAAGAAACCUAAUCUCUGCAGUUUAUUCUCUCUUAAGGAAUAAACACUCCCACUGUUAUCUUUAAUGCGUAAGGAGAUUAAAUGACAUUUUAGAAAUAUUACAAUUAAAAAUAGUGAUGUGUAGCUAUAACAUAUGCUGGAAUUGGAUAUUUAUGUUUGUGUCAACUAUAAUCCUUUCUCCACACCUUUCAUUUAUGGUAAACAUCUUGGGCCAAGCCCAAGAUGAAAGUGCUUGUUGGGUGGGUAAGCACCGUCUGGUCGCUCAGCAAACAUUCCUGAGUGUCGAUGCUGGACAUUGGAUUCUAGCACUGCGUUUAUCUGGUGACAUACUGUCCUGUGGGUCUUGAGUUGGUUAUUUCAAGUUCAAACUUUGAAUAUGAUUAAACCGGAACACCAUCCCUCGCCCACCACCAAAAAAAAAAAAGAAACCAAAAAUGGAAACCCAUAGUGAAACAGCAAAAAAGCACUUCGUUGCUGGGUUUGGACAAUGAAUGUGGGAUUAGUCCCAAGUUUCUAGCUUGGAACAGUAGCCUCUGCCUGCGUGAUCCUUGUCAGCUAUUCACAGAAGGAAAUCUGAAACUCCGUCUUUCAUUUCAGCCGUGGAGGCUGUUAUCCUUCUCUGUCAAUUAGCAUUCAUGUGGUUUUCGCUCUUUCUAGCUCUGUCACUCUUGUUUUCAAUUAAAUAUUGCCCCACUCUGUGUGUUUAUUGCCUUGCCAUUUCUCUAGCAUAUCAGGUUUAAUUACGGGCUCAGUAAUAAUGAGGAACUAGCUUCUCUCAGGCAACUAAUUACUUUUGUCUUUUUUGGUCGGAUUGUGCCAAAUUAUUUUGCAUUGAAUGGGAACGUUUUUGCAGUGAAUCCAGAUAUUGUUGUAUUGGUUUGGAAAAACAUUUAAAUAUAUUUAUUCAUGCGAACAUGUGUGAUUAAACAACCUAUUUUACAUGUUUCUGUAAUUCUGAGGAGUGGGCUGGGGGUAGGAAGAAAUGGCAUCACUUAAAAUUCAGGGCUUAUGUGAAGAGGUGUUUUAAAGUUAGCAUAUGCACAAAGGAAUGAGUUGGUUUAAAAAGAUAAAUCACUGCAAAGAAUGAAAUUGGCUUAUUCACAUCAAAACUAGAUAAGAUGUUAAAAAAAAGAUAUGAAACAGAACCUAUAGUUUCCUGAAAUCAGUACAAUUCUAUUUAUAAGAAGCUGGAAAGCAAUGCACCUUGAUUGUUUUAGGAAUGAUUUAUGUGUUGCAAUUUUAAUUUAUUUAAAGCAUGUCUACUGUGUUUGUCCUAAGAGAAAUAUUUCAACAAAACGUGCUCUGUGUUUAAGAUAUGUUUAGGCAGUAGUUAGCAACUCUGAAAGUAGAAACUGGAAAUGUUUAUUGUGAGGCUUGUUGCAGAAUUUCCAUUUUGUGAGUUACUUCUUAGUUUCAUGUCAGCCUAAAAUUGUGAAUUCCCUGUAGAUUUUCGCCCCAUUGUGGUGUCAUCAAUGAAUUCAAAGCAGGUGCCAUUAUUUUUUUAAAUAAACACUUGAUGUUAGCUUUGGGUGUUAAAUAAAGAGGUAGAUUUCUUAAAUUUUCA
This is a messenger RNA of Macaca mulatta (Rhesus monkey), 9722 nucleotides long. RefSeq names its product transmembrane and coiled-coil domain family 3 (gene TMCC3). The record is from RefSeq and is a predicted model, not a curated record. Lineage: Eukaryota; Metazoa; Chordata; Mammalia; Primates; Cercopithecidae. Gene Ontology annotation, cellular component: endomembrane system.